Molecule: messenger RNA, 345 nt
Organism: Colletotrichum truncatum
Lineage: Eukaryota; Fungi; Ascomycota; Sordariomycetes; Glomerellales; Glomerellaceae
Source: RefSeq, a predicted model, not a curated record
AUGUCCGGCACGGCACCAAACAAUCCCGCACCCGGAGGCCACGCAAGCGGCCUCGAGCAGACGUCCCUGGACUCAAACCAGCACGGUCAGACCCAAAACAUCAUCGACGAGACCAAGGACACUCACGGCUCAACCACGGUGGACCGCAACGUCGGCGACGCCAUUGACGCUUCCAAAUCCAAAGCUGGGUUGUCCUCGCGCGUCGAUGAUUUGCUGGACAAGACGUCCGCUGCGGGCAGCGGUACUGCCGGCGCGGAGCGUAAAGGGGCGGCGGUGGCGGAGAAAGGGUUCCGGGUCGGGGAGGAGGCGGAUCUUCACGAUUUGGCGAGCAGCAAGCAGCCUUAG